Messenger RNA from Oncorhynchus kisutch (coho salmon), 2551 nucleotides. Its product is annotated as phosphoethanolamine N-methyltransferase 3. Lineage: Eukaryota; Metazoa; Chordata; Actinopteri; Salmoniformes; Salmonidae. The transcript has 12 exons. The coding region runs from base 255 to 1742 and encodes 495 amino acids. The record is from RefSeq and is a predicted model, not a curated record.
CGGAGCAUCGGAAUGGUCAGUUCUGUACCUGUCGAUAUGGAAAGCCAACUCCUACACGCACAUAUGUCACCCGUUAUUUGAACACGAGCCGUCACAAAAGGUUUCCACUAGUCUGACAGUGAUUACACUCAACAUACCAUCGGCGGAUAGUUGGUGCUGUUAGAGUCACUGAACACUAAGACUAAUAGUUAUUAUUUUCUUCUUUUUUCUUCUUUUUUUAAAAACAAUUUAAACUGUUUUGAACUUCAUCAAACAUGGACAUCAAAGAGAGGAGUACGAUGACAGAGUUCUGGAAGGAGCACAGCCGCCAGGCCACGGUUGAGGAAAUGAUGUUGGACUCUCAUGCCCAGGAGCUGACCCUGCACGAACUGCCUGAGAUCCUCUCCCUGCUGCCCAGCCUUUCCGGCCAGAGGGUCCUGGAGCUGGGCGCCGGGAUCGGUAGGUACACCAGCCACCUGUUGACCCAGGCCAGUCACGUGACAGCGGUCGACUUCAUGGAGAGCUUCGUGGAGAAGAACAGACAGGACAACAGUCACCAUGGCAACGCCUCCUUCCUCCAGGCAGACGUCACCAAGCUGGACUUCCCCAAAAACAGUUUUGACAUCAUCUUCUCCAACUGGCUACUGAUGUAUCUGAGUGACGAGGAGCUGACGUCACUAACAGAGAGGAUGCUGGGAUGGCUCUGCCCCGGAGGAUACCUGUUCUUCAGGGAAUCCUGCAACUACCAAUCAGGUGACUGUAAGAGGACCUUUAACCCUACACACUACAGAUCGUCGGCCCACUACAGUCACUUGAUGACAACAACACUACGGGAGGAGUCAGAGGGGCCGGAGAAGCAGGUGUUUGGCUUUGACAUCGUGCUCAAUAAAACCGUGCAGACAUACAUCAAGAUGAAGAACAACCAGAACCAGGUGUGUUGGCUGUUGGAGAAGGUGGGUCGGGACACCGCCUGUCAAGAGGGCUUCAGAACCUUCCAGCAGUUCCUGGACAACCAGCAGUACACACGCAAAGGCAUCCUGCGAUACGAAAAGAUGUUUGGGGCAGGAUACGUCAGCACUGGGGGACACAGCACUACCAAGGAGUUUGUUAACCUGCUGAACUUGAAACCUGGAAUGAAGGUGCUGGAUGUGGGCUGUGGCAUCGGUGGUGGAAACUUCUACAUGGCAAAGGCCUUCGGCGUGGAAGUGCUGGGCCUGGACCUGUCAGCCAACAUGGUGGAUAUCGCCAUAGAGAGGGCCAUGGAGGAGAAGCUUCCAUCGGUCCAUUUCGAGGUGGCCGACGCCACUAAGAGAGAGUUCCCAGAAGCGUCGUUUGAUGUGGUCUACAGUCGAGACACCAUCCUGCACAUCGACGACAAACUGGCAAUGUUCAAACGCUUCCACUCGUGGUUGAAGCCCGGUGGCCAGGUUCUGAUCACUGACUACUGCUGUGGAGAGAAGCCCUGGACUCCUCAGUUCCAGGAGUACGUCAAACAGAGAGGUUACAUUCUCUACACCCCACCACAGUACGGCAAGUUUCUCCAGCAGGCAGGUUUCUCUAAUGUACGUGCUGAGGACAGGACAGCUCAGUUCAUGCAGGUGAUCCAGACAGAGCUGGAGAGAGCAGGGGCCAUGGAAGACGAGUUCCUUAAGGAGUUCUCAGAGGAAGACUACCUGGCCAUUGUCAACGGCUGGAGAGACAAACUAAAACGCUGCAAAACUGGAGACCAACGGUGGGGCCUAUUUCACGCAACAAGGAACUGAGAGAGCGAGAGAGGAGAAAAGAUAGAAAAAUAACCCAUUCAGGAGGAAGAGUUCAGUGCCUGGGCCCAGCCGCACUGCUUUCAGAUCAACUAGAGGAGAUUACCAGGCACCGGUACGCCAAAAUCUGAGAUUACAUACACUGAGGCAAUUAUUUAACCAGGUAGGCUAGUUGAGAACACCUUUAUUUAACCAGGUAGGCUAGUUAAGAACACCUUUAUUUAACCAGGUAGGCUAGUUGAGAACACCUUUAUUUAACCAGGUAGGCUAGUUAAGAACACCUUUAUUUAACCAGGUAGGCUAGUUAAGAACACCUUUAUUUAACCAGGUAGGCUAGUUAAGAACAAGUUCUGGUUUAUAACAGCGACCUGGCCCAGAUAAAACACAGCAGUUCGACACAUACAACAACACAGAGUUACACAUGGAGUAAACAAACAUACAGUCAAUAAUACAGUAGAAAAAAAGUCUAUAUACAGUGUGUGCAAAUGAGGUGAGAUAAGGGAGGUAAAGGCAAUACAAUAGGCCAUGGUGGCGAGGUAAUUACGGUAUAACAAUUAAACACUGGAGUGAUAGAUGUGCAGAAGAUGAAUGUGCUUCACUUUACUUAUUGUACUUUGUUUAAAUACUUUACUUACUUAAAAAAUAUUUCACAAAAAUGUUAUGGAACCAAACUGAAUUUGAUUAAAACAUUCUAAACAUUGAUUAAAACAUUUUAACAAGACAAUAUUAUUAUCCAGGGUGAAUGUGCAUCAUUUCCCAGUCUGUACUAUCAACAUACAUAGGUUUUUACAAAUAAAUGUUUGAAAACCUCC